AUGAUACCCGCCUGGCUUGGUGUGUUUAUAGAAUUCGCCUUCUUGUUGAUUGUCUCCCUCCCCAGCAGCACAUCCCAGUUCGGGAGCGAGACAAGGCAACCCUCAGGCGUGGGACAUCUUGCAACUUCCGAUAAUCUCAUGCCUUUGGUCGGUGGCCAGGAUUCCUAUGCCUAUUGGAAUUGCCACGAGAUACCGCCUAACAUGACAUUAUGCAAAAGUGUAGGGUACUCGCAGAUGGUACUUCCCAACUUUCUGAUGCACGAAAGUCUCAGAGAGGCAAUCCAACAGGCCAACGUCUGGGUCGUUCUGGUUAACACAAAAUGCCAUCCCCACAUACAGCGUUUCCUAUGCUCGCUGUACGCACCGGUCUGUCUAAAGAGCCACCAAGAGUCGAAAAUUCCACCUUGUCAGGAGCUCUGUGAGGAUGUUAGGCACGCCUGCUUGCCACGAAUGCACAUGUACGGCUUUGAUUGGCCCACCAUCGUGCAGUGUGACCAGUUCCCCAAGCAGCAGGAGAGCAUGUGCAUUCCUUCUGAGAAGAAUUCAGGUAAGCCAUAUUCACCAGAAUUCAAUCCGGCUGUGAUUAAACUAAUACUUGUUUAA
This is a messenger RNA of Protopolystoma xenopodis, 603 nucleotides long. The record is from the annotation of a GenBank genome assembly. Lineage: Eukaryota; Metazoa; Platyhelminthes; Monogenea; Polystomatidea; Polystomatidae.